UUUCUACACCCAGCUUUUUCAGUCUCACCCAUUAAGCACCAGCAUUACUACAAGUUCCGAUAUUACGGUUAAAACCGCGUACACAAUCGAACGGAUUUAAAAAAAAAAAUAGUGCAACUAUCGAAAAAGUGAGUGCUAUGACGGCAACGACGGUUCGUUUGAAUAAGGGCGAAGCUCCUAGUUGGGGCUUCAGAUUGCAAGGGGGAAAGGAUUUCGGUACCCCUUUGGUCAUACAAAAAGUAAAUGGCGGAUCUCCAGCGGAACGCGCAGGUCUAAUUGCCGGCGACGCCGUCAUUAGGAUAAACAACGUCGACGUCUACAAUUUGUUGCACAAAGAGGCCCAAGACGUCAUCGUCAGAGCGGGAAACAGUUUCGAAAUGGCCAUCCAAAGAGGCGGUUCGACGUGGAAACCUUCAGUCGUUCCGAUCGGAGCACAAACGAAACCGUCGCCGUCGAUCAAUAACGUUAGUACCGUCACUAAGACGUCUUUGGCGGCGGUACCCGGCGAAAAUAUCGGUGCCAUCGGUACCGGACACAACUUAUCCGCCAAGCCUUUUGCUUCACAAGGACCACAGGUUAAUGGGGCUGUAAAUGGUAGUGGACCGAAACUAGUGAAUAAGCAGUACAAUACUCCAGUAAAACUAUAUUCCGAAGACGCUAUAGCUGAAACUAUUUCGGCUCAAAGUGAAGUUUUAUCCACUGGUGCCUUAGGUGUAAACUUCAAGAAAAAUGAGAAAAAUUACGAUUCUUCUAACAGCGCCGUUUAUCGUAUGCUAAAGGAGGCCGAAAACGAACCCAACACUCCAGAACAAGUAAAUCGAUCAGAUUACUCAGCGUCUUUUGGCGGCAAAAAUCCACGACCUCGUACGCCAUCUGAAGGGCAAAAUAUCAAUCAGCAACAGGUUUCAGAGGGCGCCACCGUUUGUACUGAUUGCGAACGGGUCAUUGUUGGCGUCUUUGUAAGAAUAAAAGACAAAAACUUACAUGUUGAAUGUUUUAAAUGUUCCACUUGCGGGUCUUCGCUUAAAAACGUCGGAUACUACAACAUCAACAAUAAAUUGUAUUGUGACGUGCACGCAAAAUCGGCUGCCAUUGCUAUCAAUAAUCCAACUGCAGUACCAAUUACCAUUUCUCCAGUUGGUAAGACACCGGCAAGAGCUAUUUCUGCAGCACUUUCCAAUCAAACUUUACCGUCACCCGCUCCGUUAUCUCCGAAAAUACCUAGUUACCCACUUGCGGAAGAACAUAAAGAAGUUACACCCACUCUGGAUAGUCAACUACUAGCGCCCUCUUCACCAGCUCAAAUUUCUUCUGAUUCUAACAUUUCACCAAUCUUUAAUCCUUCUGCUCCUUUAUCGUUUAGCAAAUACAUUAACAAGUCAAGUAAUAUUGGAGGUCCCAAAGCGUUUUCUAGUGUAAGCGCUCCAUUAUCGCCAGGGGGCACUUUAAAUAGGGCUCCUUUGUCUCCACCGCAGAACAACUUUACAAAGGCCCCACUAUCGCCAUCGGUACAUUCCUACGGUUCUUAUAGUCCUGCUGGUUCUACUGGUGGUGCGGGAGCGGGACGGCAAACUGGUGGAGUGACGGCCGCCCCUAAAAGGGGCAGAGGGUUGUUGAACACGGCGGCGUUGCCAGGUGGGAGGGCGGCUCUAUGCGGACAGUGUCACGGUCAGAUAAGGGGACCGUUUAUAACCGCCUUGGGAAAAAUCUGGUGUCCGCAACAUUUCGUUUGCGCCACUCCGUCCUGCAAACGUCCUCUACAAGAUUUGGGAUUUGUUGAAGAACGCGGACAGCUCUAUUGCGAGUACUGUUUCGAACAGUAUUUGGCUCCGAGCUGUUCCAAGUGCAACGGGAAAAUCAAAGGGGAUUGUUUGAAAGCCAUCGGCAAAAACUUCCAUCCGGAAUGCUUCAAUUGCGUCUACUGCGGCAAAUUGUUCGGUAACAAUCCUUUCUUUUUGGAAGAUGGCAAUCCUUAUUGUGACGCUGAUUGGAACGAACUCUUUACAACCAAAUGUUUCGCUUGCGGAUUCCCAGUUGAAGCUGGUGACCGUUGGGUUGAAGCCUUAAACAACAACUACCACAGUCAAUGCUUCAAUUGCACAAUGUGCAAAAAGAAUCUCGAAGGACAGAGCUUCUUUGCCAAGGGCGGACGUCCUUUCUGCAAAAACCACGCCCGUUGAACUUAAAUAAUUUCGCUUUAAACAAAAUGCUCUAUUUAAAUAAAUAUUCACGCUAUUGGUUGGAUUUAGGGACAAUAAUAAUGCGCCAGUGCUUUUUAAUUUUUUUCUUUUAGCUAAUUGCAUAAUUGCACAUAAAUAUAUUGUAGCUACAUUUUAGUUUUAAGGUCAUUUUUCAAAAAUCAAGUUAACUAACUAUCGAAAUAAUUUGAGCUUAAGUUUCAACAAUUCUUUAUAAGCCAUAUAUAGAGUUUUUAUUCUUCUAUAGGUAGUUAAUUGAAGCUUAUUAUUUGUUUUGCUCAUGUAAUAUUUGUUAUAUAAAUUCUUGUUUGUAAAUAUUAUUAUUUUUUGUGCCAUUUUAUUAUUGUUUUUUUUCUCUUUUCUUUUAGUAGGAGGAUUGUUUCUUGAAUCUCAUGCAUCGUUUUUCUGUUUCUGUAUAAAAAUAAAUUAUCAUUAUCGACAAAAAGGUAUUAUGAAUAAAGAGUUUAUUGAAAGUUUG
Ceutorhynchus assimilis (cabbage seed weevil) is the source of this 2676-nucleotide messenger RNA. The record is from the annotation of a GenBank genome assembly. NCBI's taxonomy places the organism in Eukaryota, Metazoa, Arthropoda, Insecta, Coleoptera, Curculionidae.